Molecule: messenger RNA, 3049 nt
Organism: Cynoglossus semilaevis (tongue sole)
Lineage: Eukaryota; Metazoa; Chordata; Actinopteri; Pleuronectiformes; Cynoglossidae
Gene: ric8a
Product: RIC8 guanine nucleotide exchange factor A
Exons: 14
Coding region: 708-2354 (548 amino acids)
Biological process (GO): G protein-coupled receptor signaling pathway
Cellular component (GO): cytoplasm; plasma membrane
Molecular function (GO): guanyl-nucleotide exchange factor activity; G-protein alpha-subunit binding
Source: RefSeq, a predicted model, not a curated record
UGCAUAUUUUGUGCGGUAUUGGUUGUGAAGGGCAAGAUGGCUGCUGUUGUUAUCAAAUAAUCAUGUUAUUUAAUUUAAAGUAGCAAUUUAUAACUGCUACUUAUUACUAGAUAUUUGGGAUUUUAUUGCAGACCAUUUGAAUUCACAAGGCACAGUUGGUGAAUAACUCACCUUCAGAAUCAGAAAUACUUAUUGAUCCCAGGGGAAAAUCUCUUGUCACAGUUGCUCCUGCAAGAGUUUUCAAAGAGCAAGAGGAAUUAUCUGAGAUAUAUAGGGAGAAAACACAGAAAAAGUUUGAUGUAAUCACAAUUAUUAAUUCACUACAUUAUAUGCAGCACCAAAUGUGAACAUGCAGUUUUAGCAUUUUUAAAGUAUGUUUAGGGUCAACAAUUAAAAAAAAAACAGUUGUAGAAAGUGUAACCCUGUCGUGUGCGGGCAACGCAGUAAGCACGCAGGACUCAAAUGCAGUACUGGUGAGACUCUUUCUGGUGCAGGUAGUUUUAUUUACAAAGUCAAAAGUAACAAAACACAAAGAACUAACAGGCAUGGAAUUCUCUUUGGAACACGAGGAAACACAUAGUAGAAAACUCACGGAGAUCUAACACACUGACCCAACACACUGAUCCAAAAACCCUGACAGAGUGAGGGAGAGGGGUAUAUAUACACAGGGAACACCAGGUGACACAAGUGAAGCCAAUCACCAACAGAUGAACCAGUGCUUCACAUUCAGCAGUGAAGCGCAGCAGGACAGAGAGCAUCUCGGAGAGUUGGUGCUGGGUUUCCUCAGUAGAGAGUUGCAGCCUUCGUGUCAGCUAGCAUGUCUAGAAACAGUCCGUAUCCUGUCCAGAGACAAAUAUUGUCUGGACCCAUUCGUCCGCUGCUCAGCCAUGUCCACUCUGGCACGCUACGCUGGCAUCUCCGUUACCAGCACUGCAGCAUUUGCCUGCAGCAACACGACAGUAGUGGGUCAGGGUCAAGAAGCAUCCUGUGGGUUGAUGAAGGAAGACCCCCCCAUGUCAGAAAACCCUGACCAGGAAGUGAUCAUCGAGGCUCUCAAGUCCAUAUGUAAUAUUUUGCUGCACAACGAGACAGGACAGGUGGUGGCAGCAGAUCUGCAGCUGAUCAAGGGAGUUUCAGAGAGGCUGAAACAGUGUCAUGAUUCCACCUGGAACCACGAGGUGCAUUUCUUUGACCUGCGUCUUGCGUUCCUACUGACCGCCCUCAGAGUGGACGUCAGAGCACAGUUGGCACAUGAGCUUCAUGGCGUCAGUCUGCUGGGAAAUCUCUUGGAUGCCACACUUGGUCUCUGUUGGCCAGACACCCUGGAGACAGCUCGGGCAGGUUUUGAGGGAGUUGCCAAUGAAGAACUUCCCCCCCUGGGGCGAAACCAGAUUGAAUUGGCCAUGGAAAUCCUAAAGAUACUGUUUAAUAUCACCUUUGACUCAACAAGGCGUAAGGUCGAUGAGGAGGAGGCAGCAGAGUACAGACAUUUAGGAGCCAUAAUGAGACACUGUUUAAUGAGCCGUGCAGAUGGAGAGGAGCGGACUGAGGAGUUCCACAGCCAUACUGUUAACCUGCUGGGAAACCUGCCCCUGCCCUGUCUGGACGUGCUGCUGCUGCCCAAGGUGCAACAAGGCUCCGUGGAGUACAUGGGAGUCAACAUGGACGCUGUGAACGUGCUAGUGGAGUUCAUGGAGAAAAGGUUGGACAGGGGCCAUAAGCUGAAGGAGACCCUGCUCCCGUCACUAAAUCUGCUGACAGAGAGCAGCCGUGUCCACAGAGAGACCAGAAAGUUCCUCAGGUCAAAGGUGCUGCCCCCACUGCGUGAUGUCAAGAACAGACCUGAAGUGGGCAAUGCAGUGAGGAACAAACUGGUUCGCCUGAUGACACACAUUGACACCGAUGUGAAGAACUGCGCCGCUGAGUUUCUGUUUGUUCUCUGCAAAGAAAACGUCUCAAGGUUCAUUAAAUACACUGGCUAUGGAAACGCCGCGGGCCUGCUGGUCGCCCGGGGGCUGCUGAGCGGGGGCAAAGACUGUGGGAUCUACUCUGAUGAUGAGGAGUCUGAGACAGAGGAGUACAAAGAGGCCAAGGCUCAUAUCAACCCAAUCACAGGCGUGGUGGAGGAGGAGCAGCCUAACCCCAUGGAGGGAAUGACGGAGGAGCAGAAAGAACUUGAAGCUAUUAAGCUGCUCAACAUGUUUGACAAACUGUCAAGGAACAACCUGAUCAAACCCAUGCAGCUCAGCGUGGACGGCAAGAUGAGAGAGAUGACCAUGGAGGAGCUGCAGAACAUGAGCCACAACCCGGUGAUUCCUGCAGAGGAGCUGAGCAGUGAUGAGGAGGUGGAGUGAGGAGGUGCAGCUCAGAACAGCCGUGUGACAACCCUGUUCACCGUCUCCUUAUGGUGACGGGUGUAAACAUGUAGUGGAGAAUGAUUAUAUCACCACAUCACUAUUUAACCACUUUCUUUUUUAGUGAAAAAAAAAGAUGCCAAAGACGUGACGUCAACAAAAUGGGGUCAAAACAUUAUUAAAUUUUUAAAAAAUUUAAAAAGAUACUCUCUUUUGGUUUGUUUUUUUAAGUUUAAGACUUAAAAAAACCCAAAUAUAAUUUGCUAUAAACAGAGAUAAACUUAAUAUAUCUGAUAUGAUGCAACUCCAUGACUGAUGUUUUGAACAUCUUUUGUAACUCAUCAUAAGGAUAAUGUCACAUGAUUUAUAUAAAUAAGAUAAAAUAAUAACAAAUAUUUUCAUCGAGGACAACUGACCCAAGUAGGUUUUUUAGGGAGGAGGUGAGAAACGCCCUAUUCUAAGGAGAGAGGAUUGGUGGAUGUAAACCAGGAUGAACCGAUGGAACGCCAGCUUCUCUAAAAAUGAUUGGUCGCUGCCUAAGUUGAGUUUGGCGCCACUGGAUUUGGACGUCAUCAACGUCAUAAUUAGUCAUCAAGUGUCGCCACUGCUGCUCAUGAGAUCAUAUGACUAAUAAAUAAAAGUUUUAUUUAAACGAAUGCUGACAAUUUUGUUUUUCACCCCUCAGAUGUUUUAUU